Molecule: messenger RNA, 2035 nt
Organism: Dufourea novaeangliae
Lineage: Eukaryota; Metazoa; Arthropoda; Insecta; Hymenoptera; Halictidae
Product: glucose dehydrogenase [FAD, quinone]-like
Exons: 6
Coding region: 48-1982 (644 amino acids)
Molecular function (GO): flavin adenine dinucleotide binding; oxidoreductase activity, acting on CH-OH group of donors
Source: RefSeq, a predicted model, not a curated record
CACACUUAUCAAGACAUUACUGUGACACUGGCCUCUAAGUGGAUAAAAUGCGACUGUAUAUCCUAUCGUCCCUUCUGGUGCAAUUGGCCUUUACCUUUCAACACCCAUUCCAGGUUCAGACUGGCCAGUUGGAUACCAAUAACGAACCGUCAGGAUGUUGCGUCUGCCAUUUCAAAGAUACGUUGUACAUGGAGUCCAAAUGCGGCGCGACGACCUCGUUUAUGAAUCUGAUUCAGAAAAUCGUGUCGUCCAGGUGUGACAUUUCGGAUCCGUGUGGCAGGCUUGGGAAGGAGGAAGUACCUCACGGAGAAUGGUUCGACUUUAUCAUUGUUGGUGCCGGCGUAGCCGGCCCUAUAAUCGCCAGGAGGUUAAGCGACAAUCCUCGGUGGAGAGUUCUGUUAAUCGAGGCAGGACCAGAAGAACCAUCGAUGACUGCCAUUCCAGGACUCGCAUUUCACACGAUCAAUUCUACUGUAGAUUGGAAGUUCAAGACGGAGCCUACGGAGCCACAUCCGACCGCAUGUUUAGAAACCAAUGGAGCCUGCACGUGGCCACGAGGAAAAAUGAUCUCGGGAACGGGUGGUAUGCACGGAAUGAUGUACGCCCGAGGACAUCCGGAAGUGUACAACAGCUGGGCCAGAAACGGUGCCGUAGGUUGGUCCUACGACGAGAUCUCCCACUACUUCGAGCGGGCUGAGGAACCAACGGACCAGUCGAUGGUGUCCGAGAAACCGAGAUCUGUCCCGGUACCGGGUCCGAUGAAAAUCCAAUAUUAUUCCCAUAAGCCAAUAUUCGCCGAUGAGAUCCUGAACGCUGCGGCCGAACUGGGCUAUCGUACGUCCAAGCUGAAGGAAUACAUGCAGACCGGAUUCAUGAUUGCCCCAAUGACGACCGACAAUGGAAAGCGUGGGACAACAUCAAGGCACUAUCUGAGACCAGUCCGAGGCAGACGGAACCUAAGUGUUUUGAUCAACGCGCAUGUGACGAAGAUUCUACUGAACCAGUGGCAGAGCAAAGCAUAUGGUGUGGAGUUGAUCGACACCGCUGGUUUUAAAAGAAUCGUGAAAGCUAACAAAGAGGUGAUCCUGACCGCCGGAACAAUUGGAUCACCCCAGAUCCUCAUGAACUCCGGAAUAGGGCCCAAGGAACAUCUAACUAAAUUAGGUAUGCACGUGAUCAAGGACCUUCCUGUGGGGAAGAAUCUUCACAACCACGUGUCCGUUGCUGUACACUACAGUAUCAGGGACACUGCUUACGAGACUCUCACGAUGGACAGCGUGAACGAGUAUUUGGAGACACGAUCCGGCCCUCUGAGCAGCACCGGACUGACCCAAGUGACAGCGUUUCUCGAAAGUAGUUACGCGGCUAGUGGUGUGCCAGACAUUCAAGUUUUCUUUGAUGGGUUCUUGCCGAAGUGUCCGAGAACCGGCCUACAGUUCGAGUGCGUGGACGGGGCGCUUGCCCUCUGCCCCAAUAGAAGGCAGAUCGUGAUGAGACCAACGGUGGUCACGGUAGCGAGUUAUGGAUACAUGAAGCUACGUUCCGGUGAUCCACUCGCGCCACCUUUGAUUUAUCCGAACUACUUCACCGACACGAAGGAUCUAAAGGUCCUCAUCGAGGGCAUUAAAAAGUCCAUGGACCUUGUGAACACGCAAGCCAUGAAGAACUGGGACCUACGAUUGGAAACUGUGAUUCAUCCGCUUUGCACCAAUUACCAUUUUGAUAGUGACGCGUACUGGGAAUGCUACAUAAGAGCCGCAACGGGACCAGAGAACCACCAGGCAGGCACUUGCAAAAUGGGCGCUUACAAUGAUCGAACAGCGGUCGUGGAUCCGGAACUUCGAGUCCGUGGGACGAUGAACAUUCGGGUCGCUGACGCUUCCGUAUUCCCAAUUGUGCCAAAUAGUAACCCGAUCGCUGCUAUCAUGAUGACGGCCGAAAAAGCGGCUGACAUGAUCAGGCAUACGUGGUCUAAUAUGUGAAUCUCGAUUAUAUACUACUACGACGAUCAAAUAAAGACUUUUCUCUUUUGUAA